AUGAAACAUUGGUGGAAUUCAUUCGCACUCCUAGUGCUGUUGGCAUUUGCCUCCGUGGGGAUUUCUCGGCCUACAAUCAUUGAUAUUACCGCCGAAGAGUUCAUGAACUUGGAAAAAGUCACCGUGAGGCAGGAUGGUACGCUCACAAAUCAGUCCAGCUCCCCUGAUAUUAUCUGCACAGGCUGUACCUCCACAUACCAUUACACCAAAGUAGGGGAUGGCAAUCCACAUCAAAACUUUGUCAUCACCCAGAAGGGCGGGACACUGGUGAACUGCGCCACAUCAACUACAUCCACAGGGACAGGAUACUCCACCACUCUUGAUUGGAGCUUGUCUCUUGGUGUAAAUUCAGCAUUCUCAUCAGCAGGAUUCGGUGUCUCAGAGUCAGAGACCUACUCGGUUUCUAACACCUUCACCUGCAACGGCGUUGCUGCUGAGGGAGGGGACAUAUGUGUUCUCUUCUACCAAGCCGUUACUGCGUUUACCGUCGAUGUAACCCAGGUACUUGCCUGUGAGUGUUCUGGGGGAUCAACCAUUGAUCGGGGAACUGCUACAGUCUAUGCACCCAAUGCGAACCAAAUGGGCAGUAUUGCUGGGCGAGGUAUAAAUGUCGCCCAGCACGGUGUGGUGCAAUGCUCAGGAAACGCAGACAGAAGAGUUAACUACUACUGCGGACCUCCCGGCGGACCAGAGUUCUGGAAUGGUUUGGAUGCAGGACCAUGGGUCUCCCAAUACGUCAAUAAUCGUGCACCAGCCGGUUGCUCUAUUCCUAUCGAAGCCAAUAGGUACACUGACUGA
Aspergillus tubingensis is the source of this 798-nucleotide messenger RNA. RefSeq lists its product as uncharacterized. The record is from RefSeq and is a predicted model, not a curated record. The transcript has a single exon. Lineage: Eukaryota; Fungi; Ascomycota; Eurotiomycetes; Eurotiales; Aspergillaceae. The coding region runs from base 1 to 798 and encodes 265 amino acids.